This is a messenger RNA of Peronospora farinosa, 2280 nucleotides long. NCBI's taxonomy places the organism in Eukaryota, Oomycota, Peronosporomycetes, Peronosporales, Peronosporaceae. The record is from the annotation of a GenBank genome assembly.
AUGGCCCAUAUUAAAACAAAGGACCCAUUUGGCUUUGUGGGUUCCCAUAUCGUACGUCGACAGCCACGAACGGGCGUGGAAGAGCAUGGAUGGCUUACACGUUAUGAUGAAUCUCUUGACUGUUAUACAUUGUUUGUACCUGGUACAAAAGAAGAACCUCGUUUACUUGCUCGAGGAGAAGUAUUGAAAUACCUUUCAGCCCCUAAUAUUGAAUUUCAUGAUGACGAUGAGAAGGAUUUUCCACCACCGGUUCAAGAUACGACGACAAGUCGCUAUGUUGGUGUAAAAGUAUGUCGAGAAUAUUUACAAGACAAAUACGCACGGGAUAAUAAAAGUACGAUACAGGAAAAGGUCCAGGGGCAAGUAAAAUGUUUCUUACCAUUUGCUGAUCGAUACAUUGUCGAGUAUGAAGAUGGAACAAUGGAAGAAGUGUCGGAAUCGACUGUUAUUAAUGGUAUGAUUGCAUUGAUCAAGUCAUUCUUUAGGUUGUCACUGGAUCGGACACAGAAACAAAAAAGAAAAAUUAAUGAUGACGAUGAUGAGCUUGAAUUUGUUCGGCGGAAACGACAACGGAGUACGAUUAUUACUGGUGACUCACGUGUCGAGGAGAUUUCGUCUGGGUCUAUCAUAGUGAUUGAGGAUGUGGCUGACGAGCAACAAGAUGAUGAGGUUGUUUUCGUUGAUCAAAUGAAGAUGAAAGCUGAUGUAGAUAAGGAGACGGAGCUCACGCCGAAGAGUUUGGAAACGAGGAGUAGCACAUUGGACAGUACUGUACGAGAAAACUCGCUAGAGAUGGCGAGUCAUCCAGCAGAAGAACUCAUGCUGAUUGGUAAAGAUCAUGUGGCUGGUCAGGAUGAUAGUGUGAAGAUCGAGGAGCGCCAUGAUGAACCAGAUUGUAAGAAGCCCGCAAUUGAUACAACACUGGCAGAUACAGCACAGCCUGAGACACCAAAAAAAGUGCCGUUCUAUAUUGUUAAUACGAAGCCACAUGUAGCCACAAAACCAUUCCCGAAACGCGCCAUGGCAUUUGAGCUCCUACGGGCUUCGCUGAUAAAUCUACUGGAUCGUCGUGAAGCUAGUGUCGUGAAGAUCGCUCGGCAGUACGACUUGCUACGCAACCCUGAUAUGCGAGACCGCGAUGCCGUGAUCCGAUUCAUGGACGCUGACGGAUUGUUUGUGCUGAAUCAUUUGCUGAGCUCGUUUGCGACUGGAGUUCUUGACGAUAGUGAAAGCAAAGAGGACGGUGUUGAUAACUCGCCAGAAAAGAUUCGAGAGCGGAUGGAGCGUGACGAUGAAUUGCUUCACGUGUUAAAACUUGUGGCUAUGCUUCCAACACCUUCGCGAAACCAAGUCGUUGCGUCAAAAAUUGGUAAGACUAUCAAUUAUUUGAGCAAACCGCAGGGACCCCCAGGGCGCCAAAAUGCUCUGCCAAAAUGCAUCACAGCGCUGGCGAAAUGGAUCAAGACUUCAUGGAUCAAGAAUAUAUCUCCAGCUUCAAAGUCUGCACCUAAGGCAUCUGCCUGCACCCAAGGCAUCACCCGACAGCUACUUAAUCGGCCUCAGCAACAAGCUAGGCGAGGUGGGCACGGUGGGUCUUCUGGGCAUCGAAGUCUCCAGUUGAACCGACGGCAGCCGCCGCCAUCACAGCGACUGCAACGUCAGGUCUCAUCAGCUCCUGCGUUGCCGAACGAGGACCACGCAUCGCAAGACAACAUACCGAUCCCUAGGCGGUCAUGUCCAAGGCAGGUCGCACAACCACAGCAACCUGUAGCUGCAUCUGCUCUAUCCCAUUUACCAGUUUCACGUCGUGUCCGAGGUAGUUUGAAACCGGACUGGAUCAGAAAGAAGGAGAAUCUUUCUCGUUCUCGCUUUUGCAUCGUUGACAACGCAAACGUCGAUACAAGGCUCUAUAGAAGCAGCCAAGCCCAUCCUAUCACCAACGCGAUGACCCCAUCGUCUCAAGCGCCUACACAACAGCAUAAACAUCCGGACCAGCACGAAGACGCCGGUGGUCCAGAUGGAGUAUUCGGAAGAGCUCAAAGGCUUCGCUUUGGCAAACGGUGGAGCAUUCAAGAAUUCGGGAGUAGGGAUCCCCCUGGCACGCUGAAGCAACGCCCGGGAUCUUUGUACUCGGCGCCUCCUUACGGUCGUUCGCAAGAUUCAGACCAGCAGUUAGUGCAUGUGCCUCCUGUGCCGCAUUCGUCUCGUCAGCCACGACCUAUCCUGCAGCGUGUCAGUCGAUACAAUGAUGAGCCUGCCAUUGAUGGUUUAGGCAGGUGA